Triticum turgidum subsp. durum (durum wheat) is the source of this 2457-nucleotide messenger RNA. The record is from the annotation of a GenBank genome assembly. NCBI's taxonomy places the organism in Eukaryota, Viridiplantae, Streptophyta, Magnoliopsida, Poales, Poaceae.
AUGAACUACGAGUUUGCUCUUCAAAUUAUAGCCGGUCCUGAACAUUUCGAAGCCAGCAAGGAGAGAGAGAGAGAGACGAUGAGCUCCGAGAAGGGCGGCGGAGUAAUCCUGGUCACCUUGCGGAGCCUCUUUACGCUGGACAAUGCUACUCGCAUUGCCAGUGUGGAGCUGUGGGUGCUGCUGACGACGGUGCUGCUGGUGUGGAGGUUCGUCCUCGACUUCUCCGGGCCAUGGUUCGGGAAGCCGAGCAGGAUGUUCCAAGUCCUGACCUUGGAGAUACUGACCCAAAACCUGGUGAUCUACACCAUCGGACUGAUGCAGCUAUCAGGCGCGAGGGUGAACGACUACUUCCAGGUGUGGGCGGUCCUGCUGGUGACCCUGCAGUACAGCGUCAAGAUCGGGCGCCCCUACAGCCGGUCCAAGCAGAUCCCGUUGCUGGACCUCAUGUCCUCCUUCUGGGCAGCCAAUCUCCUCCGGGUGCAGACCUUCUACCUCCUCAGGAUCCCCCUCUGGCUGAUCUGGUCCCUGAAUGUGGUUCGCAUCAUCGUGCUCUUCGUCACCUCCGGUAAAGCGGAGACUCAUAGCCAAGAGAGCAUGAGGCUGGUGAACGACUACAUGAGCUAUGAGGACAGGCUCCCUCCUGCUGCUGACCUUGCGGUGUCAUCCAUGAGUGGCCGCAAGUACCUGGUGCACGGGGAACACCGGGUGCUCAAGGAAGUACAGGAGGGCCGGCGGCGGGAGGGAUCUUGUUUCAGACGGAAGAGGGUAACAAAGCAGGCUGGCAGGAGCUACAAGAUUGAGUUGAAACCAGAUGGAGACCACAGCAAUCACUUCGUCACCGUGGAGAAGAUAUGGAGUCACACCAGCGGGAGUGGGUUGCUGGGAGCCGCUGCAGACCCGCGUGGAGAGCGCAAGGACCUGUGCCUCUCGUUCGCGCUCUACAAGCUGCUGCGCCGUCGGUUCUUCGACCUCCCGGUGCAUGAAGCGACCAGGCCGCGGGGGAAAGACAAGAUCCGCGAGCUCGUCUUCGGCUACAUCCUCGCGGACUGCGAGAGGGCGUUCCGCAUCACGGGGGUGGAGCUGUCCUUCCUCCAGGACCUCUUCCACAGCAAGCACGCCACCGUGUUCGCCGGCGGCCUCAUGGUCCCGCUCCGGAGCCUGCUGCUGUCGCUGGCCAUGGCCGCCGCGACGGGGUACAUCGCCUAUACCGCCCGGUACAUACCGGAGAGGAUGGAUCCAGCGGACCGGAACAGGAUCACGCACGGCGUGUUCGUCACGCGCGUCAUGGUCGGCAUCAUCAUUCUCAAGGAGCUCCUGGAGAUCUUUCUCUACGUGUCGUCGCGGUGGGCCAAGGUCCUGCUGCUGUGCAAGUACGCCCAGCAUCAUCAGUGCUGGCGGCAUCCGGUGGUGGAGAGGGCGAUGACGCUCGUGCUGUUUCUCGGCAGGAAAGCCGAGUGGAGCCAGCAGACGAUCGGUCAGCAGAACCUUCUGGUCACAUUCCAUGUGCCGAGGCCAGGCGUGCCGCCUCUGUUUACAUGGACGAAGGUACUCCGUCGAGGGGUGGCCACUGGGACGACGACCCUGGAGGACCACACCAAGACUGCGAUACUAGAUUCGCUCAGGAACUUGAAGGACGGGCAGCUGGGCAGCUACUUCUCAAACGCAUUCGAAUCAAACAAGAGGGUGAAGUGGCCAAGCAACCUCAAGCUCAAGGCAGACACCCACAUCAUACUGGUCUGGCACAUCGCGACCGGCCUCUGCGAGAUCAGCUUCUUCAGCGAGGUGAAGGGGCUCACCGCCGUGCGGCGACCGCGGCCUUUCGUAGUUGAUUCUGCGUGGUCUCGGCACUACGCAACCGCGGCCAGUUUAUCCAACUACUGUGCGUAUCUGGUGAGGAAGGCGCUGGUGCCGGACAACCCCAUUGUUGCCGGAAUGGUGCUUGAUGAGGUGAUCAAAGAACUCGACUACGUCGUCUCCAAAUCCAGUACCAUGGAACUGGAAGGUGUGUACCAUAGGCUUAUGAAGAUAGUCCCCAAGCCCUGCAAGGAUCACGAUCAGAGCUGGAGCUGGGGCCCUGACGACGUGGAAGCAGCGACACCCAUGGAAGUCGAUCAAGCGGACCGAAGAAAAGGCUACAAAGAUCUCCACAUUGGGUGCUCCAUAACAAGGAUGGGCGCGGUGCUCGGGAAACACCUGACGGAGGCGUAUGAAGGCGACGCCGCAGGCUUGUGGAGGGACCUGGCCAGCUUCUGGACCGGCUUCCUCCUCCACUUGGCCGUGAACACGAGGGCGGUCAUGCACGGGAGGCAUCUCGCCGGCGACAGCGAGCUCAUCACACACCUGUGGGCGCUGCUCUCGCACGCCUGCUUUAGUGGGAACGCCGUCCAUGGGGAGGAGGGCCCGGACCUGGAGGGCGUCCCUAAUUUCGACACGGUAGUUAACCAGCAGGCAACCUGA